Messenger RNA from Linum trigynum, 476 nucleotides. The record is from the annotation of a GenBank genome assembly. NCBI's taxonomy places the organism in Eukaryota, Viridiplantae, Streptophyta, Magnoliopsida, Malpighiales, Linaceae.
UACACUGAAGAUAUGAAAAAUGGUUGGAAUUGGCGUAUAGUUCAAAAAGUGUCUCAUAGGCAUGUGUAUGAUGUUUCUGAGAUGGAAUCAGAUGAUAGCACAGAUCCGGUAGAUGAUGAUGAUCCAUUCCAACUAGAUGAAGGCAUCGACAUAGCUCUAGUUGAAUCGGAUGAUGGAGACAUCCAACUUUUAAGUUUGCCGGAUGAGGCCCCGAUUACUCUAAGCCAAGUCCAGAUUUUACAUAUGGAAAACUUGCUCCAAAGAGACAAUCUAAUCCCACCAGCAUUGGACUUGGAUGUAAGUGGAGAUUCUGAAGAGGAGAUGGAGGAGGAAGAGGAGGAGGAAGACGAGGAUGAUGAGGGGAAUGAGGCAGAGGAUGACAUGGAAGAGGACGAGGACGAGGAAGGGAAGGAGGCAGAGGAUGACAUGGAAGAUGAUAACUAAGUCCAGUUUUGAAAUAUAUAAGUCACAUUUCU